AUGGCACCUGUCGGCCUCGGGCUCUUGGGGCUGUGGACAGUACUUUACUUACUGUUGCGGAUCGUGGCAGUCGUGGCAGACGAGUUUGAGGCCGUGACUCCCAGAGACAACAUGCAGACUGCAAAUGCGCAAGGCGAGUGCCACUUAUCAAAUUUGUUCCUGCACUCACUGGCCGACGACGACGGGGCAGCGAAGCCCAUAGAUGUGCGGCCAGUGAGUGGACAGACGCAGUCCUUUGAAGCAACGCUGGACUACAGCAUGGCUGGAUUUCACAUUCAGGCCACGGCAAGUCCUCCGGGCGCCUGUGAGGUCAGCGAGAUGAGCACAGCUGCCAUCAUGCUCGACCCUGGAGAUUUUACUUUGGCCGAAGUCUUCGUAACGGCAAAGCAAGCUCAGGGAACCAGCCUGAAGUCCUUGAGAUACCUGGUAAAUGUGUCCCGCCUCACAGGGAGCGAGACCGAACUGGGACACGUGGCAGUCUCCGGAGCAUACUUCGUGCCGGGCUGGAAGCCUGAUGAACGGGAGUACACUGUGUUUCUGAACCUGGAGGAGGACCUGGUCAGGUUUAACUGCAUCAAACUUGACAAUGGCCAGGCCCUGGAAAUGACAGCAGAACUCGAAUAUGCAGGAACCCAUAUUCAAGCGAGGCGGCUGCAGGCGCUUUCUGAGGCUCCGGCCAAGAGCAACACAGUAGGAGAAGCGCAACGCGUGGCCUCGCUGUUGAUGACCACACUCGAUGUUGGCCACAGCCGCGUGGUGCAGCUUCAGGUGACAUCCGCUGACCGAUCUCGAGCAGCGAACUAUUAUUUUACAGUUCAGCGGCCAGCCUGUUCACAAGAGCGGCGGUUCUUCGACGGGACAAGCAAGGUCUGUACGGAUAUCUGCAAUGAGGGUUUCUAUGGUAGCUCUGCAACGGGACGCUGUACACGCUGUUUGGACCCCCACUGUGCUGUGUGCGUAGGAAGGAACUGCUCGCUGUGCUUCGACAAGUACGAGCUUCAGAGUGGUGCCUGUGUGUUGAAGGGAACUGGCAGUGGCAUGGCUGCCUUCAGCCAGAUACAGUCGGGUGUUACAAGCUAUGCGCAGAAGCAUCAAGCCAUGAUGGUGAUACUCGGAGCAUCUUUGGGUGUUAUAGCUUGCGCUUGUGCAGCUUCCAUCUUCUGCGCUCACGGCAGCGUUUUCAAGCGAAGGCCUCGCUUGCUACAAGAUGAGGAUGAAGAUGAGCUGCAAGACUUCAGCUACCGAGAAGAUUCAUACAGGGCUUAA
Molecule: messenger RNA, 1266 nt
Organism: Symbiodinium natans
Lineage: Eukaryota; Dinophyceae; Suessiales; Symbiodiniaceae
Source: the annotation of a GenBank genome assembly